Molecule: messenger RNA, 5025 nt
Organism: Aphanomyces astaci
Lineage: Eukaryota; Oomycota; Saprolegniomycetes; Saprolegniales; Verrucalvaceae
Exons: 10
Coding region: 16-4899 (1627 amino acids)
Biological process (GO): nucleus-vacuole junction assembly
Molecular function (GO): protein binding; protein-membrane adaptor activity
Source: RefSeq, a predicted model, not a curated record
CGACACUUCAACUCUAUGAACGACGAUAAGUCCAACAAGGACGGCGCCGCGACCGCGUUGGACUCCAUGACACUCCCGACGGCGAUUCUCAAGGACGACGGAAGCGACGAGUUCUCUCCGCGCAUAGGCGGCGACACUCCGUUGACGCUGAUGGGGUCUGUGGUCGAGUCGUUGGAGCAGCUUUGUCGAUCGUUUGAGGUCGAGUGCGAUCAGCGAUUGAGUCGCAUGCAGGUUCGCGUGGACUCUUCCACAGCCGCGAUUCCUCGCAUGAAGGCAUGGGUGGCUCAGCAGCACGAGACGACCGCAUCGCUCGAGGCCCAGCUCGUCGAGAGUGUCGCGAAAUGCAAGUCCGUGCUUCAGAAGUGGACCAAAGAGAAGGAAGACCGGCGCAAUGAAAAGGAAUGGAUUGCCGACCUUUGGCCUGACUUUGUCGUGGUGCCACCUACGAUUCUACGACCGUUCAUGAAGACUACAGCAUCUAUGGACGACAAAGCCCAGCUCGGAUUGGAUGCAACGAUGCAGCUGCGCUUGAUGGAGCAAGGUCGACUCGUGCAAGAGCGCAUGGCCUUGGCUAGCCAAUGGUCGGCGGUCGACAACUACUUUUAUAACGCAGUGACUGGGGAAAGCUGCUGGGAGCCACCUCCCGCAAUGACAUACGUGGCACCCACUGGUUGGGACGUUGCUAAAGGCAAGUGGAAGCCAGGGGUGCAGCUCACUCUCGACGCCGACACUCUGUCAGCAGCUCAAUCACCAAAUAAAGUGGAUGCUACGACCAACAACAACGAUAGCAUUCAGGCGUUGAACACGUCAACGAUCAACUCGGCAAGAGAAAUAUCGACAUCGACAGACAGCGAGGCGGACGCGCCACUUUUGGACCCCAUCUCCCUCCGCGCCCAAGUAGAAUCCGAGCAUCAAGUGCUGGACAGACUGCACAAGGACGUAGCGUCGUCCACGUUGCGUCUACAGACGCUGAGCCACCAGCUGCAAACCAGCAUCCGGCGCCAUCUAGACAGCGAACAGGCUGGCGUCCAAGCCGAGUACGAUGCGCUAGUCGAGGCGGAGCGAAAGAAGCUGGCAAAGGAAGCCCGGGAUCGCCACGCAGCUGCGAUGGAAGCUCAAGCCAAGGCGAAGAAGCAGCAGGCAAGAUCAUCAUCAUCACCGCCCAAGAACAAACUGCAGGCCGCCGAGCUCGUGAUAGAUGACGUGCCCGAAGCGGCGCUUGUGAUUCCAAUCGACCCGACGCGGCUGCGGCUGUGCACACCCGUGAGCCACGAGCCAAUGGUCCAGCUACACACGACGAGUGAUACCAUGUACUUGCACAUGGAAACAGUACAGAGACGGGUAGAUGCGUUGGUGAAGAAGGAAGAUUUAGCGUGGGAAAGCCACGAUGCAUUUCGAGACUUGAUUGAAAAAGACAUCGGGCAGGCCAAGCAAAAGCUCGACGCUAUGCUGUUAGAUAUCCAAACGUGCAAACAUACAUUGGAAACGAGCCAAGCGCGGCUAGAGUGCCUCAAAACCCAAGAAGCCCCCCCUAUGCCGAUAUUACAACCCACAACAACGACGAUGAUGACAACUCCCACGACGGGAGACGGGAAUGAUGAUAAUGACAGGGGCAAACUAUUGGCAUUCGAACAGUACGACCGGGACAUGCGAGCAUGGGAAGAGGCGGAAGUGAGUCGCCGCGUCGAGUGCGAAGAUCUGGUUGAAACCAUCGCGGAUAUGCAGACGCGGCUCAACGAGGCGGCGACUGUGGACCGCAUCUGCGACGAGGUUUCGUUUCUGGAGGCGCUUGAAAAAUGCGAAGCCGCGCGGGGCGCGGGGUUGUGGGCAAAGAAGAAAGAGUACGAAAUGUGGCGGACCAAAGUGAUGCUGGAUCGGGUGGACCGCGAGGAGCGGUUGGUGGCGCUGGCGCGGGACUUGGGCGAGUUUACCGCCCACUUGGACGCCGCCGCGCGACUUCCUCUGCAGGCCAUCAACAUAUUGGAAAAGACUCGUCUGGAGGGUCAAAGGGAUGACCAAGUGGCGUACUACACGGCCAAAAUCGAUAAAACAACCAGUGCGAUCGUAGCCAACGAAGGCGCCAAGGCCAAACUGAUGGACAUGGAGCUGCGCGCGGUCGAGUUCCACGGGCGGCGGCUGGACGAGGAGAUGCAGCUGCAUGACGAAACCAAAGGCGUGUGGAUGCGACAGAGGGCCACAUGCGACAGCGGCCAGCAGGACGUGUUACGGGCGUGGCUGCUGUUAAAUUACACGCGAGAAGGGCGAUGGAGAGAGCUCGUAUCUUAUGAACAAAUUGACCGGACUUGUUGGGAAGAGCAAGACCAGUGGCUAGUGUCCCAGCAGAAAAGCAGGCACGAGGCCACAGUGGCAGCAUUGGAAGAAAAGCAUGCCGUCCACGUAUUCGAGUUAGAACAGGAGAUUGCGAAAUUGGACGUCGCGUUGAAGCUUGCGAUACAAAGCAAGUGCCAAAGUGAUAUUGACAAGGCGCAUGUGAUGGAGUUGGUUACCGUGGCCGAUGAUUUGGUGGAAAUCACCAAAGCCGAAGCCAUUCAAAGCCUGAAACAACAUAUGCAAGUACUCCUAGACCAAAUGAAACGCCAGCAAUUGGACCAUGACAUACGUAUCGAGCGGCUAUUGGCAGAACAUGCUGUGAUUCGUGAAGACUUGGAGAAACGAUUGGAAACCACGGCAGCGGAUGCAAUCUUGCGGAUGCAAUGGCUCAAAGCCGUGAAAUGCGAAUUGUCUGACCACAAAGUCCUGAACAAACACUUAUUAUGUGGCAUUUCGGCUUUGGAAAAGCGACGGGCAAUGGAAAUCAACGACAUGCAGGCGCGUAUCAUGGCGCAACUCUGUCGCAUCCAUCGCCUCGAAAUGUGGAACCUGAGUCUAAAGAAAAGUAUCGAUGCCAAUAACGACGUGCUGCUCCAACAUCAAGUCAAACUCGAAGAAAAGAUCGCCGAACAUCGGGCGGAACAGCGGAUACUUCGUCACGAAGUUUGGCGGCAACGGAUCUCAGCGCAGUUGCUGCUUACGAACGCCGACCAUUUGCUGCACUUUUUCGUCCAAGGCAUUGAAGGGCUUUGCGGUCACGCCAACGACGAUUUACGGAACGCUGCAGUCAUUCCAAUUUUGGUGGAAUUGUGCAAACUGUCGACUCUGUCGCCUUCAAUUCGGGCACUGGCUACCACUUCGUUGGGCAAGUUGAGCUGGAACACUCCCAAGUCGCAUCGACACAUUGGAUGGCAGGCCAAAACAAUUUGGACCAAGUGGGUAGCCCGCCUAUCAAGUGAAGCCACCGACGCACUCCAAGAAACCAAGCUCGAGUUUGACGACAUCGUGGCUUGUUCGUCCAGUAGCAUGAACCUCACCGCAGACGCCACGACCCACGAACGCUGUCACAGCCACUUGGAUCGGCUGCACGUCCUCCAAGAAACCGACUACUGGGUCAGUUCAUCUGCUAUUCCAGUAUCCAUAAACGAAGUCAACGUGCUGAGCAUCGGCGACACGAGCGGCGCGCUGGCCAUUUUGAUCGAGCUCAGCUGCGCGUCGUCGCAAGAAGUUCCGCUGGCGGUUCGUGAAGGCGCGCUCGGCAGUGUCGCGGCGCUGGCCAUGCAUUCACGCAACAUUCACCUGAUGGGGCGAGUUCCGGGGUUCCUGCAGACGCUGCUGGGGCUGUGUGAGGACGACGCACCUUCUCGAACGAUGCAAGUACACGCAUUGCACAGCUUAACUAACUUAAGCUUUCAAAACCGAGUGCACCACCAACUAAUUUACUCGAUGAACGGCAUGUUGGUGCUGCUGCGGGUACUGCGCACGUCGAAAGACGUGGAUGUUGUGGACUUGGCCUUGUCUGCGGUGGCGAAUCUCACGGAAUCCCACGUCGACAUGAUCGACCAAGUGCUGAUUGAGGGUGGCCUCGCCCAGCUGCUCACCCUGUCGAUGGCGUCGUACCUCUGUGACGCCGUUGAAGAUGGCAAGAUGGACACCAUCCAGGGCAACAUUGCGCUCUGUGUGGUGCAUAUUCUGCACGCCAGUCCCGAAACUGUGCUGCGGCUGUGGGUAGCUGACUCGUCUCAACAGGAUGCCAACCAAUCAACAUCUUCAUUCGCGCACCCGGGUUCGUACUUAAACCUGUGCUUGAGUCUGGUCGUGUCGGGCACAGUUGCAGUGCAAUCUGCAGCCAUCAUGGUGCUCGGGGUCGUCGCUCAACACGAUAUCGUUCGAGGCCAGCUGGGCGAUGCGGGAGCCGUCGAGUUGCUCGCGCCGUUGCUAACCCACUCGCUCCAAUAUGACGACGAAGGCAAUACAAACCAAAUGGCGUUGGUGGAGCAGACGGCGUGGACGUUGCUGCAGCUGAGCUGGAACCGCGACAACCAAACGCGGCUGAGCCAGUACUCGCGCACCUUUUUAACCAUUUGCCAGCUACGAUUGCCCAAGUGGACUCUUGUGCAGCAGCAUGUGUUUCAGCUCGUGGGAAACAUCGUGUUCUACCACCCCGAGAACCGCCAUAUGAUGCUGGAGGACAAUCAGUGGCUGGCGUUGCUCCUCGAAACGUGUGGUCGACAGGACGUGAGCUGGCGCGUCGACUGCGUCCGAGCCAUAUGCGCUUUAUCGUACGAGAAUGCAUUUGCAUCGUCGUGUGACCACAUUCCAGUGAUCGUUGCUGUAUUGCAAAGCACAACUGAGUCGGAUCUGGUGCUCCAUGGCCUCCAGUGGCUAAGCAACUUGCUCGUGCACGACGGCCAAAAGAGCCGCUUUGUGCACUGCCCCCUCGCCACGGAAACCCUUGUGACACUGUGUGGGUCCGAGAACAAGACCGUUCGACACCACGCCCAAGUGGCCCUCGACCUCGUCGCAGAUAUACGACUGCCCCACAAGCGUACACGUGAAUGGAGUUAGUCGUCCUUAGGAGUUUGUACCAACAUAAUGAACCACUACUAGAGAUGCUUGAAGCGAUCAAGUGGCGAAGAUCGAAAUGUACGAGUGAACUGGGGAUAAUGAUCAUAUCAAUAGUACUACUACUUU